Messenger RNA from Leucoraja erinaceus (little skate), 379 nucleotides. RefSeq names its product interferon alpha-inducible protein 27-like protein 2A. The transcript has 4 exons. The coding region runs from base 52 to 333 and encodes 93 amino acids. Gene Ontology annotation, cellular component: membrane; mitochondrion. NCBI's taxonomy places the organism in Eukaryota, Metazoa, Chordata, Chondrichthyes, Rajiformes, Rajidae. Gene Ontology annotation, biological process: apoptotic signaling pathway. The record is from RefSeq and is a predicted model, not a curated record.
AACUUGUUGGCAAAAGACAACAGAUACUCACGGAACCAUCUUGAAAGAAAAAUGGUUUUAGCAAUGCUUAUUCUGGCCAGCGCUGGUAGUGCCGCUUUCAUUGCUGCAGCCCCCUUUGUUUUGGGGGCAGUGGGCUUUACCUCUGGUGGGAUAGUGGCCGGUUCUGUCGCUGCAAAAAUGAUGGGUACCGCCGCUGCUGCCAGUGGAGGAGGUGUUGCAGCUGGAAGCAUGGUGGCUCUUCUUCAAUCGGCUGGAGCUGCUGGACUGUCUGCCGCUGCUAGUACAGCAGUUGGGGUUGGAGGUGCAUUAGUUGGUGCAGCGAUCGCACGCUGAAGAGAAGAAUGGCCUAAAUAAAAUUGAACAAAUUACCGUUCUUAAA